This is a messenger RNA of Aphanomyces invadans, 1284 nucleotides long. RefSeq lists its product as hypothetical. Lineage: Eukaryota; Oomycota; Saprolegniomycetes; Saprolegniales; Verrucalvaceae. The transcript is spliced from 8 exons. Gene Ontology annotation, cellular component: mitochondrial small ribosomal subunit. Bases 44 to 1240 code for a protein of 398 amino acids. The record is from RefSeq and is a predicted model, not a curated record. Gene Ontology annotation, molecular function: structural constituent of ribosome.
UGCACAAUUGGUGGCGUGCUCGGCUUCGGUUGAUUCGGUGAAGAUGCUGUCGAAAAUCCUGUCCCGCCGCCCGGCGCGGCUCCUUGCUCGCACGGCGGCCUCCUUCUCCACGGAAGUUCCUGCUGUAGCUGCUGCUGCUGCCGCUGCGCCAACAGGUCCCGUCUCGACGAGCGUGAUUGCGGAACACUCGAUUGCACAGGCCAACAAAGACACGGACGUCAACAAGUUUUUCGCCUUGACGGACGAACAGAUCAAGAAGCACUUUCCUUCGGGCCUGCCCAAGCGCAUCAAGGAAAUGUUUGAACUCGUCGAACCCAACAAGCACUUUAUGCUGCGCAAGCCUGUCGCGACCAUCUUGUCGGCCAUGUCGAACUUUCCCGAAAGCUGGCCGGAACGUUGGCCCGAAAAGGCGUUUGUGUUGGAUGGCGAACGUGGCACCGGCAAAACUGUGUCGUUGAUUCAAAUCGUGACCUUCGCCCGCGAAAAUGGCUGGAUUGUGCUGCACGUGCCCCACGCGCGAUCGUGGACCCAUGAUGCUCCGUACGUGACGAAGGCUGCUUACCACGAAGGCAAGUUCGACAUCGAUGUUGUCGGCGCCGACAUCUUGAAGCAGUUGAUCCAAUGCCACGGCGACCAGUUGGCGUCGCUGCCCCUUCGCGGCGACUAUGGCGAUGUGUACUACCCCCGUACAUUUAUCAAGAAGCCCAAGAAAGCGUCCGAGUACAACAAGGGCGACUUGACUUUGCUCGACAUUUGCGAAAGCGGGCUCAAGGAUGAACUCCUUACGUGCAAGGCCGUGUUGGAUCUGAAGGCAGAACUGGCCGAAGUGACGGAGUUUCCCGUCCUGAUUGCAAUCGACGAGUACAACACGUGGUUCCACAAGACUGUGUUUGGGUACGAAGGUGUGCCGGUGAAGGCGGAGGACAUCACAAUUGUCGACGCGUUCCGCGACGUCGAUGCGACGGGAUACCGCGUUGACCGCAAGCUCAAGAACGGGCUGUUCAUUGCCGCGACGACGGAAAAUUACCCGACCAAGAACGAAUUUUCGAAGCAGGCAUCGUACAAGCGCGUGCGCAAGCUGUUGCACCCGUACACGCCGGAAGAGCUCACGAGCUUGGUCGACUACUUCCACGCGAUCAACUUUCGACAGAGCAAAUAUUCGGAAAAGGACGUUGUUUUCCUCCGCCUCAUGUCCAAGGGCGUCCCAUUGAAGGUGUUCAAGCAGGCAAGUGUGUUGUAGGGUAGCAGCCCUGUGCCGAUACAAUACAGACACGGAUUAGACCA